UAAUAUAGAUGAUAGACCCUCCUUGAUAAGGCCAAAAAUUGCAAUGUUUCAUUAUUGACAGACGCGGCCCAACUCCAAUCUAUUGCAAUAGCACGCCAUCGCGAGCAAACAUACUUUAUUCUGUAGCUGCCAUACCUAACGAGAAUUCAAAGAAUUUGAUUGGACGGAUUUGGUAGCCUUCUAGAGAUAGAGUCUUCGUUGCACCCUACUGACCUAAUCUUCGGGAAAAACAGAUCUAACCUAACGUUCUACGGUCUGACAGGCAAAGAUUUCGACAGCUAAAUAUACAGUUGAUGUCAAAUGUGGAUCCCACAUUAAGACUAGGUGUGGCUGGAUUUCGCUGUUUCCUUAGUUUUACACGUAACCAGUGACUUCAUCGCCAUUGAGGUCUGUUCACCCCCCAAAAAAAGAAAACUAUAAGCUUGUCGGAGUUUGUAUCUACCAGUAAGGAAAACUUAAGCAGCAUGGCUUCUGCAUCAGAGAUUGCAGCAAAGUUGAAUCUGGUGGCCCACCCUGAAGGUGGCUUCUAUGCUGAAACUUUCAGAGAUACCUCGAUUUUCCUCUCCAAAUCUCAACUUCCACCUGAAUACAAAGUUGAUCGUGCUGUUAGCUCAUGUAUUUACUUCUUGCUACCAUCCGGGUGUGUGUCUCAUCUUCAUCGUAUACCAUGUGCUGAGACCUGGCAUUUUUAUUUGGGAGAACCUCUCACGGUACUAGAGUUGGAUGAGAAAGAUGGGCAGGUGAAACUAACAUGUCUUGGACCUGAUCUGGGAGAUAAUCAGCAGGUGCAGUAUACGGUACCUCCAAAUGUUUGGUUUGGUGCAUUUCCAACAAAGGAUUUUCAGAUUUCAACUGACGGGAGUGUCACAAAAACUGAAUCAAGGGAUGGUGAGAGCCACUAUUCCCUUGUUGGAUGCACCUGCGCACCUGCCUUUCAGUUCCAAGACUUUGAGCUGGCAAAACGAUCCGAGCUUCUGACUCGCUUUCCCAAUCAAAAGCGUGUCAUUUCUUUACUCACCUAUCCUGAUUGAAACCAGUAAUCAAGAAAUCAGACUUCUGAUAUCGCUGCUUUCAAUACUUCCAACUUAUAUUCGCUGUACUAUACAAAGUAUUAAGAUGUUUAUCAAAUGUUGUUUUCUAUGUAAAAGAGAUUAACAAUAAAUUUGUACACUGACAGACUUUUCUGCAAAUGUUGUA
Molecule: messenger RNA, 1197 nt
Organism: Durio zibethinus
Lineage: Eukaryota; Viridiplantae; Streptophyta; Magnoliopsida; Malvales; Malvaceae
Cellular component (GO): intracellular anatomical structure
Source: RefSeq, a predicted model, not a curated record